GAAAAAAGUGGAGAAAAGGAGAAAGAGCGAGAGAGCGCAGGCUGGGGGGGGAUGUGUAAAAGAAGAAGCGUUGCUAUUUUUUUUUGUUUGUUUGCUUUUCCAUGCAUGCAUAAUGAGGCCUAAUCAGAGCACACUGCUGCUGCUCGGAGGGCACUUUUGUAUUUAAAGCCUUGCAAAGAGAAAGAUCCACAGACGGAUCCAACAGAGCAGCUUGUAGGGCUCGUUAACAACAGAAGCAGCAUCAGUCGCCCAGAGAAAAAGGGACCCUGAAGGCUACCUCUUCUCUUUCCCCCGUGCUAUCUUCUUGCUAGCGGACAGAGACAAUUCUCGACAUCCGAAAGUACAACCCGUACCGAAAGGAAGCGAGCAGAGCCGGGACUGCGAAUGGGAUCGGAGCGACUGGCAUGUGCGGAGAUGCUGCGAGUGGAGAGUUAAAAGCUCCCGAGGAGGCAGCAGCUGGGCAUUUAUUUUGUGCAAAAAAAAAAAAGGAGUAAAAAGAAAAGCGGAACUGCAUGAGGAGUAGCACACCACCAUGAGCUCUCUCGGCGCAGCCUGCAAGACCCCGAGCGCAGUCCGAAGCCGGUCUCCUCCGAGUCCCUGCUAGCACUGAUUCCCGCAACUCUCCGGGCGCUUUCGCCGCCGACGCCGCCGAGCCAAGUCAGGAGCUGCGGGUGAGGACGCACAGGACGGCCCCGGGCGUCUGCUUCGUGCCGCGGCCCGGCCGAUUUCAGCUCUCGGGGGCUGAGGGGCCCUGGAGUCAGCGUGGAUGGAUUGAUGCGAGGAGACCUCAUGCACACGGCCGGCAGGAGUUUUGCAAACUUUUCCACGGGCUGCGGCUCCUUCACGUUCUCGUUCUCGUCGUCUACCAGCGCCUCUCCCCGGCUUACUUGCGGCAGUAGCUGGUGCUGCCGCCACCCGCAAUGGUGGCCCCUUCGCCUGCUCGGCAAGGAGGCGGCAGCGGAUGCCGCUGGCCACGGCCAGCCGCCUGGCUGUGGCUGGCGGCGGCGCUGGGCGCCGUGUGGCCGCCGCGGGGCUCGCUAGUGCAGGGCCGGCGGCUGAUCUGCUGGCAGGCAGUGCUACAGUGUCAGGGGGAGCCCGAGUGCAGCUACGCUUACAACCAGUAUGCCGAAGCGUGCGCCCCGGUGCUCCUGCAACUGCCGCCGGAGGGAGGCGGCGGGGACAGAACAGGGGCCGCUGCAGGCUCAGCCGUCUCCUCCAGGCGGCGGUGCCCCAGCCACUGCAUCGCGGCCCUCAUCCAGCUCAACCACACCCGGCGCGGCCCGGCGCUGGAGGACUGCGACUGCGCGCAGGACGAGAACUGCCGCGCCACCAAGCGUGCCAUCGAGCCCUGCUUGCCCCGCACUAGUAGCCCGGUGGCAGGCGGCGGACCCGGGGGUGCUGGCGGCGGGCCCGGCGUUAUGGGCUGUACGGAGGCGCGGCGGCGCUGCGACUGGGACAGUCGUUGCAGCCAGGCACUCAACCGCUACAUGACCUACUGCGGGAAGCUGUUCAACGGGCUGCGCUGCACGUCGGAGUGCCGCGCCGUGAUUGAGGACAUGCUGGCUGUGCCGAAAGCCGUGCUGCUCAACGACUGCGUUUGCGAUGGGCUGGAGCGGCCCAUUUGCGAGUCGGUCAAGGAGAACAUGGCCCGCCUUUGCUUCGGCGCGGACAUGGGCGGUAACGGCGUCGGCAGCAGCGGUGGCUCGGACGGCGGCCUGGAGGAAUACUACGAUGAGGACUACGAGGAGGAGCCGAGCCAGAAGGGGAGGGACGACGUGGAGGACAAUGCGGGCUCCGAGCCUGGGUUCCCUGUGCAGGGAAAUAAUGCCGCCCAACCUGACGCCGGGGCCUGGGUGCUGCUAGCCUCCAUCUUGCUGCCGCUGCUACCGCUGUUGUAGCGUCAACCCCUCUUUCGCUACCUCUGCGCCGGGACGGGCCUUGAGCUCCUUUGGAGUCCGGUGGCGGCGGCGGGAGGCCCGGCCGGUGGGCUGUGCGCAUGCAGCACAUUUUAAAACGCUCAGACCGUUAGUCCAGGCGCCCCCGACCCCCGCGUCUUCCCGAAGGGGGAGGUCUCCCUUCUGCCUCAGCUGCUGCCCACAGUGCCUGUCCGCAUCCUCCUCCGGCCCGGCUUGGCCUGGCUUCCUUGUGCCGGCUGCCUUAGACUGGCGGAGCUGCCGCGGCCUUCCACG
Pogoniulus pusillus (Red-fronted tinkerbird) is the source of this 2189-nucleotide messenger RNA. RefSeq names its product growth arrest specific 1 (gene GAS1). Lineage: Eukaryota; Metazoa; Chordata; Aves; Piciformes; Lybiidae. Gene Ontology annotation, biological process: regulation of cell cycle. Bases 921 to 1898 code for a protein of 325 amino acids. The transcript has a single exon. The record is from RefSeq and is a predicted model, not a curated record.